Culex pipiens pallens (northern house mosquito) is the source of this 6117-nucleotide messenger RNA. Its product is annotated as inactive ubiquitin carboxyl-terminal hydrolase MINDY-4B. Gene Ontology annotation, molecular function: K48-linked deubiquitinase activity; cysteine-type deubiquitinase activity. Gene Ontology annotation, biological process: protein K48-linked deubiquitination. The record is from RefSeq and is a predicted model, not a curated record. Lineage: Eukaryota; Metazoa; Arthropoda; Insecta; Diptera; Culicidae. The coding region runs from base 670 to 1821 and encodes 383 amino acids. The transcript has 5 exons.
ACCGGUCGGAACAGCAGUCCUUGGUGGAACACUCCGGUCCCAGGACCACCACGGAAACCUCCACCUAGCACGGCUGGUGGUGGCGCCCUCUUUGUGCGAAAACCUGUUUUGGAAGUAGUGCGCGCCUAAAGUUAGGCAAACUGUUUCUUUGGUGUGAGGAGGGGGGUUGAAAAACAGAUCGUGUCAGUGAUAUCGUUAGAAGGGAAGCCCACUUUUUAACGGUGAAAGUUUUUUCCUAGUUUAAAUCAGAAAGGAAAAGCGAAAACGUGUGUGUGGUUUGGUGCGAAAUUUAUGGCUCCGUGAAGGCAAAAAGAAAGAAAGUUUGCACGCCAUUUGGCGCCUAAUUGGGCUUUUGCGCCUGCAAGGGCGGCAACCCGGACAACAUCACCUCUAUCGAAAUCGAAAGAAAAACGUUGAAAUGCGUGCUGGAAAAGAGGAGGUUUCGUUUUUCAAAAUCACACCAACAUGUGCACCAAGUUCCCGAAAAGGUGUCUAGUCGAAAAAGUGCCAAGCUUUGGAAUUUGUUAAGGGAGGGGUGUCCUUUCAGCGCCCAGUCGGUUAUUGUGUGUGAGUUCGAGAAUUCCUGGUAGAGUGGAGGGAAGGAUAGACGGGUUUGGAGUGGAGCUUCAGGAGUGUGUCCAGGGGACAAACAACAAAUAAAACACAAAAAUGUCGAAGCUGAAACUCGUCGGCGGAAGGCCAAUCACCAUCGAUGAGGCCAUUGAACUUCGCCAAACAGUAUUCGGCUCGGCAGCCAGUCCACCCCGGGGCGAAUGGACCCGCACCGGGAUAAACUAUGGUGCCGCUAGUGGAGAGUACCCGUACGGGCUGCGGACACCUCGAAACGCGACCCGCGGCAUGCAAUCGGUGCUGCAGGCCUUCAUCAUCAAGUAUUUUAUAUUCGAUUGUAAGCCUAGAGAUAAGUCUGUCGUGAUGGAGGAGUUGCUAAAGCCCACCGAGGCGGAACAGGCACAGGCUCUGUAUCUGGCAAUCUCGGACAUUCUGUGGAACAUUGGUGAGAAGACCAAGGCACUGAUUGUUCUGCCCGGGGAGAAUUCGCUGAUUCCGCACAGCCACGCCUAUUUCCAGGACAACGUCACCGAGAAGCUGUUCUUCUUCGAGUUUACCAAGCUGGACGAGAUGCAGAUCUUCAUGAAGCGGUACCUGCCCUACUUCACGGAGAACCCCGGUCCGGGUGCACUGCUGUUGCUGUACAGCGCCGUGGUCACGCGUGGCAUGGAGAAUCUGCGAAACGAUCUGGACGCACCAAAGGGAGCACAUUUGAUGGGUCCGUACGAGGAAGGCUCAUUGAAUAUAGUCACUUUGAUGCUAACUGGCCGUGCCACGCCGUACCUGCACAACGGCGUCGUUUACGUCGGCGACGAGGACCACUACGCCUUGCCCCAGUUUGGAAUUCUUGGCCGCGGAUCGAUCGGCCUUCUGGUUUGGGAAGGGGAAAACGAAGCGAUGCGAUCGGCCUCGCGACAGCCCGGAAGUCGGCUCAAAACUCCAGCCACGCCCGUUUGGGUGAGCUGUUGCUGCGGCCACUACGGAGUGCUGUUUAAUUCCAACCGGGAGUUGCUGCGGAACUACCAUGCCGAGAAGCGCUUCGAGCUGCACUACUACACCUGUGCCGGAUGUUACAUCUCGAUGACCGUCGAUAACCGCCAGCAGGAGGACGGGGCUGAUGAUGGGGAUGGGGACGGAGAGCGUAAGCAGAGUGACAUGGUGUCGACUCCGCUGGAGCGGUUGAUUCAUACCAAGUGGAUGGAGGCUAAGUUGACUUAUCACGGGCCGCUGCCGGCGUCGUUGAACUUUUAAGGGAUGAGGGAGCUGAGCAGUUCCGAAAGAUGUUUAGUCAAUUGAAACGAUAGAUCUGAUCGGAAAGGUUGGAGGAUGACCGAAUUAGUUUUACCAGUUUAAUAUGUUUAAACUUAAGAUGUGAACAAGAAGGUCACCCUGAUCACACUCAAUUUAGGUUUUCAUUAGAAUGAGAAGGGUGAUUGGAUUGGUUAUAGUUAUAUUUGUUUCAAAUUUGAAGUUUGGUCAAAAGAACAACUUUACUCUCAUGUUUGGGAUAGCAUGCCACUCGCCGUACAAAAAUUUGAUCGAGCGUGUGUCCAGAUCCAGAUCCAGUACAAAAACGUUUUUUUUUUUUGGUAAUCAGUUUCGGUAAAAUAUAUAAAUACUAUUGAAUUCAAGCAUUGCAAACGCUUCAAUCCAACACGCGUCACAUCAAAUCAGUGUUUGGUUUGAGGGAUUCUCAAAAUCAAUAUGCAAUCUUUAAUUACACAAGUAUAUUUUUCGUAAUUCAGCUUUUCUUUUCUAUGAAUUCCCUUUGCCAGAAUAGAGAUCUCCAAGGUUUCUCUCACGCACUCCAUCAUUCUGUGUUAGUAUUUGUAUUUGAAGUAUUGUUUUGGUUUUGAACGAUUGUGAUUGGCUGAAUUCCAAGCAGCUGAUUUUGUUUACAAUUUUUUACGCAGACAUAGCAAAUCGAGUAGAUCAAUCGUCUGUAAAAACCAGUUGUUUACCACGUGCUCGUGGUAUAACAAAGGACACAGCUGAUUUUGACAGACGAAUCAUUCUACUCGAUUUGCCUAUGUCUGCGUGUAAAUUUUGUUACAAACUAACACACUCUCGCGUGUGGAUAUCUCUAUGAGCCUUAAGUUUUCUAUACACUUUUGUGGGAUGGUCAUAGAAAAUUGGCAUGAGAAUAUUUGAAAAUCUGAAUCUUUAGAACGAAUUUUCUGAUCACUUUGGUGUCUUCGGCAAAGUUGAAGGUUAGGGAACUUAAUAAGGCAUCUUUUGUCUUUCAAUUAUGGUUGAUGUGAAAUCUGAUACGAAAGUUAUGAUCUUCUAUUAAAAAUAGGAUUUUUGAAAAAUAUCGUGCAUAUGCUCAUACUAAUUUAUAUGUAAAAUAAAAGUUCGAAUCUUAAAUUACUUAAUAUCCCUUUUGAUAAGUUUUACCGUUGUGAAUCUAAAGGCAUCCCUGAUUUAUUUAUUUUUUUACGUCAUUUUCAGUUUUUGCAAUCAGAAAAUGAGUCAUGAACGAAGAGAACCUCUGUAAUAAAAAUAUUCAAAGAGCUGUGAUUUUUUUUUGCAAUUUUCUAAUCUAAUUUAAUCUAAUCAGACCCUAGCGCAGCCAAUCUUUCGAAGGGAUCCUGGAGAGUGCCUUAGGUUAGAUGACGCCUAGCACUCUUCUUGUCAUUUAUUAACAUUUGUAGUGCGCCAUUGCAUUAGAAUGCAUUGAAACAUCACAAGCGUUAAAGCGGCCAGGCCUACUGCGUAAAGCCGUAUCGCAGAGAUGAUUCGUAAUUGGGUUGAGUUUGAGCACUGAGUGUUCGAACAACAACACAAUUCUGAAUCGACAGGGGAGGAAGAAGCGUGGGGACACACCACCAUACACUCCAAGAUUUGGUUGUAUUCGUUGGGAGCACCAUGCUAAGAAGGUUUGGUACUCCCGGACCCUCUGGGAUGGGACAUUGUAUUUCCACGAAUGCCCUGGACACUAUUUGCCGUGGUUAUAGCGCCACAACUCGCUCUCUGUAACAGUAUUCCUAAUUCCAGUCCACGCUCAUCAAGUCGCCAUGGCCUAGUGGUUAGCAUUUUUGCUUACCAAUCCAAAGGACGGAGGAUCGAACCCCGCCUCGAGCGACUUUGAUUUUUCGUUCAUAUUCAUCAUUUCAAAUUUCUGUGUUCUUAACUUUCUCGUUGGGAGUAGAUGGGCAUCGAACCCAGAACCAUUCGCUUACAAAGCGAACACCGUAACCAGUCAGCUAUAGCCGCUCCCUAUUUUUUCUGCAAUUUUCUAUUAUUAAACAUAUUGUUUGCUGAAAUACAGCCUCUUAAAGUUUGAAUUUGUGAUAAAUGAGCUUUUCUCAGAGUCACGUAAUUAGCCUUCAUUUUUUCGACGACGAUAUCUCGGAAAGGUUUAUUCAAUCCAAUUCACGGAUUUCCACUGUUGGAAAAACUUGUUCGGCAAAACUUGAGAGAUAAUCCUUCUUGCUAACUUAUCAUUACAUAACACAUGAUUUGAUUUCAAAUCAAAACGAUUGUAGAAGACAAUUGCAGAAUAAUUGAACGCAAAAGUGCUGAUAUGCCAACAUUAGGUCCUCGAUGAAAAUAAAUGCUCUUCCACUAUUGGUUAUGUUUCAAAUCUUGGGUGAGUUUUCAAAAAGCUGUAAGAGCCACCGUGACCUCCAACACUGAUUUUCGUUUUUCGCAAAAUUGAAACAAAAUUUCAUUUAUUUUUAAUUAAGGGCACUUGAAGGACGUGUAGAUGAACAAUCUCAAAUAUUUUUGAAAUUGGUUUAUCGUUAGAAGGUCGAACACCUAUGCAAAAAGGGCUUCGUUUACCAAUGGCUCUUACGUCCUUUUGAAAACAAAUCCGAGAAAUGAAUUGAAAAUAUUAUGAAAUUUUAUUUUAUGAUCACCCUAACAUUUAAAAAUGGUGUAUAUAUUGUUUUGACUGUUCUGAAAUACAAGGCUUAAAGACAAAUAUCGAAACAAGUAGAAAAAAUAAGUUAAUAAAAGAAAAUUGUAUGAAAUUUUCUCAGCUCUAUGAUCGUAUUAUUUGGAGGGGUUCUUUUCCAUGAUGAAUUUUUUUUAAUUGCAAAUAUAUUCGAAAAAUAAAGCUAAAAAAUCUUUUAACUUAAAAUUGUAAUUUACAUUAUUUUUUUACUUAUAAGAAUCAUAUUUUAGUACCAAAUGUUGCACCAUCCUAAACUCUGGCGCAUGAGAUUGUUCUCCCUUUAAACAUAUUUUUUUACGUUGGAAAUUUAACUUGUAGCAAUAAGAAGUGAAAUAGAAAAAAAACAUGAAAUUAUUUUUCCGUGUUGCAUUUUUUUUCUAAGCUAAGGCUACCAAAUCUUGGUGAGCAAAAAUCAGUACACUUUGCUGAUAUGACCCAUGGAAUAGCAUAAAUUGUUAAGGAAUUGUUUCGAUCAAUUACAAAACUGUGUCGUAUUUUACAAAAGUUUACAAAUUUUACAGAGUGCUCACGACUUGCACGACUUGUAAAAAAUAAAUAAAAAUCUUGAAGAAUUUUAUGAUUUUAAAAGAAUUUAUCACCAUCUUGAAUUCAAAUUUCAUCACCGUGUGAACUGAUAAAUCUAAAAAAAUCUAUGAAUUUUUCAAUUCAUAAUUUCAUAAAACUUUGUUGUAUCAGAUUCCGAACCCGAAUUUUGGCCGAUUUUUGCGUAUGACGAUGUAAAAUAAUGUAACCUUCAAAGUCGGGCUACCUUUAUGCUCACAAUAACAUUUUUUUUAUAAGCAUCGCAGAUGUAGAAUUAUAUUUUUGCUUAUUACUAUUAUUUUUUAUAUUGGUGGAGCACUUGAAAUCAAACCAUUUAAAAUAUUAUAACGUAUUGGAAGUGUUUAGCAACAAAAUGUAAAAUAUCAUGUAACUUUUUGCAGCAAUACAAGUACCAACCAACUUUUUAAAUGUUUUGCAACGUUCUUUAACAUUUUUGAUCGUACAAUUUUGUUUAAUUAUAACUUGAGUAAUUGCAUUACCCACAGGUAAAAUCUGUAAUAAUUACAUAAUGGAGAGAUGAAGCACAGAUGGCAAAAACUUUUUUAAGGGCAUUUCUUAUUCAUUGCUAUUUACAAAUCAUUCCAAAAUAAUUUGAGGGAUUUUUUUUCUUCGUUACAAGCGAUCAUUUGUGUUUUUAAAAAAUGAUUCAUAAAAUUGGAACCAACAGAGUUUGAGAAAUUUAUAUUUAAUUUUUUUUUGUGAUCGAAUUAUAAUCAUUAAUCAUGAUUGAAGAACCCAGACAUACAUUACAAAUCGUUAUUCAAUCUCAACCAUAACCAAAACAUGAUUUGAUAAAUAAACUGUCGUCAUGUUCAACACACUUUAAAUCACCAAUAAGAUAUCUGCAGUAGUACAAGCGUAGCAACGAGGGUGUUAUGCAAGUUGUAUAAAACAUCUUCGUUGUCACAAACAGCACCAGUGUUACACUUUUUUACGUUGCAAAAUCGUUCCGUUUCCCAGGAACAACUAGAGCUUAGCUACGAUGUGAUACUACAAACGCCAUUAUUAGAAAAAAUAUCGCUAAAUGUUUCCUAAUAUGACCCUAAACAUCAGAAUACAGGUGGUUAAUGUGUACUUAAUGA